AUAUAUAUGGGCAUCCUCCAACUUCUCUACCAUAUAUAUCUUCGAGCUCUCUCUCUCCGUAACACCUCUUUUUCUCUCUUUCUUUUGCGUACCUCAUUGGCACUGGUUUGAGAUGGCAAAUUAUACCCCAAAGAACAUCCUUGUUACUGGGGCUGCUGGUUUCAUUGCAUCCCAUGUUGUCAACCGGCUCAUUCGUAACUACUCUGACUACAAAAUCAUCGUGCUUGACAAGCUUGAUUACUGCUCAAAUAUGAAAAACCUCCUUCCCUCUAAAUCAUCUCCAAAUAUGAAGUUUGUCAAAGGAGACAUUGGCAGUGCUGACCUUGUCAACUACCUCCUCGUCACCGAAUCUAUCGACACCGUAAUGCACUUUGCAGCCCAGACCCAUGUUGACAACUCGUUUGGUAACAGCUUUGAGUUUACCAAGAACAACAUCGCUGGUACCCAUGUCCUUUUAGAAGCCUGCAAGACCACUGGCCAGAUCAAGAGGUUCAUCCAUGUUAGUACAGACGAGGUCUAUGGGGAGACAGAUGAGGAUGCUGUUGUCGGAAACCACGAGGCUUCUCAACUCCUCCCAACAAAUCCAUACUCUGCAUCAAAAGCUGGAGCAGAAAUGCUAGUUAUGGCAUAUGGUAGAUCAUAUGGAUUACCUGUGAUAACGACACGCGGGAAUAAUGUUUAUGGGCCCAACCAGUUUCCUGAGAAAUUAAUACCAAAGUUCAUCCUCUUGGCCAUGCAAGGGAAGCAUCUUCCAAUUCACGGCGAUGGGUCUAAUGUAAGGAGUUAUUUAUAUUGCGAGGAUGUUGCCGAGGCUUUUGAAGUCAUUCUUCAUGAGGGAGAGGUAGGUCAUGUUUACAAUAUUGGGACAACGGAGGAAAUGAGAGUUAUUGAUGUGGCCACAGAUAUAUGCAAACUUUUCUCAAAGGACCCAGCGACAAACAUCAAGUUUGUUGAGAACAGACCAUUUAAUGACCAAAGGUAUUUUCUAGAUGAUCAGAAGCUACGUAAAUUGGGAUGGUCUGCGCGGACUACUUGGGAAGAAGGGCUGAAGAAGACCAUGAAAUGGUACGUCAACAAUCCUAAUUGGUGGGGUGACGUCUCCGGGGCACUGCUUCCUCAUCCAAGAAUGCUGAUGAUGCCUGGUCAGACUGAGGGACAUUUAAAUGGUUCAGAAGAUGGCAACUUUGCAUCUCAUGAUGUCUCAAGUAAUACCUUGUUGCCGCGGGAUCCAUCUUCCAAACGAAGUGGCUUUCCUAAAAACCUUUCCUUGAAGUUCUUGAUCUACGGUAGAACUGGUUGGGUUGGGGGUCAGCUUGGAAAGUUAUGUGAAAAACAAGGAAUUCCAUUUGAAUACGGAAGAGGGCGUCUAGAGGAUCGGUCAUCACUUUUGGCAGAUAUUCGUAAUGUUAAGCCAACCCAUGUUUUUAAUGCUGCUGGUGUGACUGGUAAACCUAAUGCAGAUUGGUGCGAGUCUCAUAAGGCAGAAACAAUUCGCACGAAUGUUGCUGGAGCCUUAACCUUAGCAGAAGUUUGCAGAGAGCAUGGACUCUUGAUGAUGCAUUUUUCUACAGGGUGUAUAUACGAGUAUGAUGCUGCACAUCCUGAAGGAUCUGGCAUUGGAUUUACAGAGAAUGACAAACCCAAUUUUGCCGGUUCUUUCUUUUCCAAAACCCGGGCCAUGGUUGAGGAGCUGUUGAAAGAAUAUGACAAUGUCUGCACUUUAAGAGGUCGGAUGGCAAUAUCAUCUGACCUAAACAAUCCACGCAACUUCAUAAUUAAGAUUUCUCGUUAUAGCAAAGUGGUUAACAUCCUAAAUAGCAUGACUGUCUUGGAUGAGCUUCUACCCAUUUCAAUUGAGAUGGCAAAGCGAAAUUUGAAGGGUAUAUGGAACUUCACAAACCCUGGGGUAUUGAGCCACAAUGAUGUUCUCGAGAUGUAUAAGCGAUACAUUGACCCUGACUUCAAGUGGGCAAACUUCACACUUGAAGAACAGGCCAAGGUCCUCGCGUCUGCUCGAAGUAACACUGAGUUGGAUGCAACGAAGUUGAAGACAGAGUUCCCCGAGUUGCUAUCUAUCAGGCAGUCGCUAAUUAAAUAUGUCUUUGGACCCAACAUGAAAAACUUCACAGAAUAAUCAACACUUCAGCUGUGUCUUAGACCUCGUGCCAUUAUUAUUUCCAGCAUUGCAUAAAGUCACGAGGGUAAUCCUAUUAGGUCGUCUUCUUCCAUUUUUCUCUACUUAUUGUACGUAUUUAAUAAUUGAUAAUGACCAAACCAGAAGCUUUGGUAUUCUCUUCAA
Molecule: messenger RNA, 2299 nt
Organism: Juglans microcarpa x Juglans regia
Lineage: Eukaryota; Viridiplantae; Streptophyta; Magnoliopsida; Fagales; Juglandaceae
Product: trifunctional UDP-glucose 4,6-dehydratase/UDP-4-keto-6-deoxy-D-glucose 3,5-epimerase/UDP-4-keto-L-rhamnose-reductase RHM1-like
Exons: 3
Coding region: 113-2134 (673 amino acids)
Biological process (GO): flavonol biosynthetic process; auxin export across the plasma membrane; UDP-rhamnose biosynthetic process
Molecular function (GO): UDP-L-rhamnose synthase activity; UDP-glucose 4,6-dehydratase activity; dTDP-glucose 4,6-dehydratase activity
Source: RefSeq, a predicted model, not a curated record